GAGAAAGGCCAGCUAAUAAUUGAAGGCUGAGUAGGGCUCCUUGGGUCUUUCUUUAUCUCGUUGGCAUUUAACUUGCCUUCUUUGUUAGGUGGUAGCGACCUUGAAGAAAGAAAGAAAGGAAAAAAAAAAAAAAAAAAGGGAAAAAUUAAACCAGAGCCUGCAAUGGGCAGCAAAGCAAGCCCUGAAACAGCACCAACACAACCAGCUCUUCCAUGGAAGACACGUCUCACCGUCUCACUCAUUUCAACCUUUUCGGAUGCCACCCGCCGUUCCGACCGCACCAUAAACCGCCGUCUCCUCAACUUCUUCGACUUCAAGUCACCUCCUUCCCCCACCAAACCAAUCCGUUCCGUUAUCUCCUUCGACACCAUGGUUGACAGCACCCGCAACUUAUGGUUUCGCCUAUACUUCCCAACCGGAAGUACAACAGAGACAGCAGCAGCAGCUUGUUGCGCGAAUAUGCUUCACGAUGACUCCUUACCUAACGAUAAGGGCAGCAACAAUGUUCUCCCGGUGAUGAUUUUCUUCCAUGGAGGAGGAUUUUCGUUUCUUAGCGCUGCAAGCAGAUAUUACGACAUCGCUUGCCGCAGAUUCUCACGUAGACUCCCUGCCAUCGUAAUCUCCGUCAACUACCGUCUCACCCCUGAACACUGCUUCCCUUGUCAAUAUGAUGACGGUUUUGACGUCCUCAAAUUCCUUGAUGAGAAUCACACCACCGCGUUGCCAGCCAAUGCGGAUUUAUCAAAAUGUUUCCUUGCUGGAGAUAGUGCCGGGGCAAACUUGGCUCAUCACGUGGCGGUUAAGGCAUGCCGGACACGAUUUCGGGUCGCUAAGGUUGUUGGAUUAAUAUCUAUACAGCCGUUUUUUGGAGGAGAGGAGAGAACCGAGUCGGAGAUGCGACUGACUGGGUCGCUGUUGGUUUCGGUUCCUCGAACAGAUUGGUGUUGGAAGGUGUUUCUGCCGGAAGGGAUGAAUCGGGACCAUUACGCGGUGAACGUGAGCGGACCUAAUGCGGAGGAUAUUUCAGGUCUGGAUUAUCCAAGAACGUUGGUGUUUGUAGCCGGGUGGGACCCUUUACAGGAUUGGCAGAGGAGAUACUACGAAUGGCUAAAGAGAUCCGGAAAAGAGGCAACUCUGAUAGAAUAUCCAAAUAUGAUUCAUGCCUUUUACAUCUUCCCCGAAUUGGCAGAGUCCUCCCAAUUGAUCUCCCAGGUCAAGGAUUUUGUUGCAGCAUCUAAGCUAUAAGUUAAUACUAGUAUUAUACUAGGUCUUGAAAAUUUUUAUACUAGUAAUUUUUAAUUUGUCUGCUGCUUAUGUAUUUUCAUGAUUUGGGUGCAUUUGAAAUGCCUAUGCCGUCACUAUGUUUGUCCAAUUAUGAAUAAUUAUGCAAUUGAAAUUAAUAUGUAUUGCUAGCUUUGACUAAUACUCAAAUUUAAGAUUCCAUCUCUUUAUAA
Messenger RNA from Hevea brasiliensis (rubber tree), 1454 nucleotides. RefSeq names its product probable carboxylesterase 18. The transcript has a single exon. Gene Ontology annotation, biological process: pollen tube growth. The record is from RefSeq and is a predicted model, not a curated record. Bases 163 to 1245 code for a protein of 360 amino acids. Lineage: Eukaryota; Viridiplantae; Streptophyta; Magnoliopsida; Malpighiales; Euphorbiaceae. Gene Ontology annotation, molecular function: carboxylic ester hydrolase activity.